Asparagus officinalis (garden asparagus) is the source of this 2035-nucleotide messenger RNA. Its product is annotated as WEB family protein At5g55860-like. The record is from RefSeq and is a predicted model, not a curated record. The coding region runs from base 200 to 1858 and encodes 552 amino acids. NCBI's taxonomy places the organism in Eukaryota, Viridiplantae, Streptophyta, Magnoliopsida, Asparagales, Asparagaceae. The transcript has 3 exons.
UUUUUUUCGGAGGGCCAAAAAAGAUCCGACCUUUUUCCCGUUUCGGUUAGGGUUUCGACCUCAAUAAUCCUCGAGACAUUGAGUCCUUCCAUUGAUAGAGAGGGAAUUAGCUCUGAGGUCGAUUCCAGCAAUUGGACGGAUUCUACUUCGAAUUUUGAGCUAUAAUUCGAGGUUGUCAUCGAACUGAGACGAAACCAUCAUGGGUGUGAAGGGUCGUUCAUUUUCGUUCGACUCCGUCAGAGGCGAGGUGGGGGAGAUCGACACCAGGGCCCCUUUCUCGUCAGUCAAGGCCGCUGCGAGCUUGUUCGGCGAGGUUGCGUUUACAGGGAAGAAGGGCAAGCCUUACAGUCCAGUAAGGUCUCCCAUCACACCGGAUCAGACAGCAUUUGUAACAGAGACACAAUUCCACUUAGCCCAGAAAGAGCUAAGUAAAUUCAAGGAACAACUCCAAAAUUCUGAAACAACCAAGGCACAAGCCCUAGCGGAGCUCGAAAAUGCCAAGAAGACAGUUCAAGAUCUGACAGCCAAGCUCACAGCCAUCAACGAGUCCAAAAAGCUCGCUCUGAACGCCGCCGAAGCUGCCAACACUCGAACCAACCCACUCAACGAAGAAGCAAGUUCUGCUGAUGACCAAACUGGAAAGCUCGAGCUUGCAAGGUCCAGGGAGAAGUAUGCUGCUGCUAUUCUUGAACUUGAUGCUGCUAAGCAAGAGCUCAAGAGGAUCAAGGAGGAGUUUGAGGCCUCAGCUGAAGCCAAGAUCUCGGCCUUGAAUCAAGAAUCUCAGGCAAACCAGCAGUCUGAAGCGAACGCCUUGAAGGCCAGUCAGCUCUCAAAGGAGAUUUCAGCAGCAAAAGAAACCCUCGACCGAACCAAGAAGGAAGAAUCGAAGAUUCAAUCUGAGAAAGACUCACUCGAAUCAAAGCUAGUUGAGGCUGAAACUGAGAUCACUGCAGUUCAUGAAAAGUUGGAAGAUGCUGUAACUAAUGAGCUCGAUGAAGCUAAGGAAGUUCUGCAGAAAGUAGAAGGAGAGGAAAGUUCUCUCCGUAGCUUAGUCGAGUCCCUAAAGCUAGAACUCGAGACAGUGACAAAACAACACAACAAUCUCAAAAAAAAGGAUGCAGAAACUGAAGCUCUUGUAGCAGAUCUCAACAUCAAACUCGAGAAAUGCAAAGCUGAACUCGAGGCUGCAACAGAAUCUGAAACUGAAGCCAUGAAUAAAGAGGUAGAGGCAGCAAGGAUUGAAGCUGAAGCAGCGAAACUCGCCUUACUCGAAUCAGAGAAAAAGCUCGAGAUAGCAGUUAAAGAUGCAGAGGCAGCGAAAGCCGCGGAAGCUCGAGCGCUCGAUGAGAUCAAGAACCUGUCGGCGAAGGCUGAGAUUGUGAUCUCCAAGGAGGAGUUUCAGUCUCUGAACAAGAAAGCAGAGGGAUCUGGGGGGCCGACGGAGAUGAAGGCGACGGCUGCUGAAGCUCAGGUUGAUCCAAUGAAUGCGAUAGAUACUGAAGCUGAGAAGAGACUCGAAGCUACAAAGAAGGAGAUAGAGGAGACGGAAUUAGCUAAGCAAGAUGCUCUGAAGAGGGCAGAAAUGGCAGGGUCAUCAAAGAAUGCACUUGAAGGAGAAGUAAAGAGGUUGAAUGAGAAGGAGCAGAAGAAAGCUACAGAGACUGAAGGAGGGUCACCACCUAGGGUUUCAUCGCCAUCUAAGGUUUCAGUUGACGAGAGCGAGGGGAGCAAGAAGAAGGGUUCUUCCAGGAAGUCAUUGCUUACGAAUCUCAGUGGGAUAUUCCAUAAGAAGAAGAGCACUGUGGAUGGAAGUUCACCUUCUCAUGCCUCUGGAGAUAAAGAGAAGCAUGUACGAUGAUACGCCUUGUUUUGUGAUUGUGUUUGUUGUGUCUGUUGAUGUGCAAAUGUCUGCGAGUUUCUGUAAACUUGACUCAGGAGAUGAGAUGAGUGGCUCUCUGUAUCCUUAUGUGAGAUGUUUGUCCUCCAUAUUAUCAUUUGAGUUUGCAAAGCUUUGAAGUGAGGUUAUCCAUCAAAA